UCAGACCCAUACUCCAUUUCAGAAGGUGGCGGUAAUGCACCAAACGUUGUUUGCCAACCGCCAUAAAACUAGAAGAAGAAUCUUGCUGCCUGUGCAGUUAUGGGAGGUAGCAGCAACAUUUUCACCGACGGAGGGAAUUUUCAGUCUUUGAGCUGUCUGCUACAAAUAUCUGAACACUGUAAACUGUAGUUUUGCAAACAGUUCCCUUUAAUUUGUGGCCUUGAGGUCCUCCAUCAUGGGUGCUGAACAAAGUGGUGAUUCAGAGCAUAAGCACUCCGACUGUGGUACGUCAGUGGUGGCCUCUCCUGCAAAACAAAGAGCCAAAAUGGAUGACAUUGUAGUAGUUGCCCAAGGAACACAAACAUUACGCAAUAUUCACAAUGAUCCGGAUGUUAUCAAGCUCCAAGAAAUCCCAACUUUCCAGCCACUUCUGAAAGCUCUAUUUUCAGGUGUUUUGAGUGGCCAAACCUCUCCCAGUAGUGUCUGUUUAGAGAAACUGGACACUGUAAAUGUGCUGCAGCUUUGUCUUCGCUACCAGGACCACCUCCAUCAGUGUGCUGAAGCUGUGGCAUUUGACCAGAAUGCCCUUGUUAAAAGAAUCAAAGAGAUGGAUCUCUCUGUAGAGGCCUUAUUUAGCAUCAUGCAGGACCGGCAGAAGCGCUAUGCGAAGUACGCAGAACAAAUCCAGAAGGUAAAUGAAAUGUCCAUGAUUCUCCGGCGCAUCCAGAUGGGCAUUGAUCAGACUGUACCUUUGAUGGAGCGUCUCAACAAUUUACUCCCUGAGAGUGAACAACUUGAGCCUUUCAGCAUGAAGCAAGACAGUGGGACCAAAUAGCAACACUCCUGAUGUUGUGAUGCCUCGACCUUGGAUGGAGCAAAUUUAAAGUCCCUUGCUCAUUGACACGCUUCAGACAAAUCUUGGAAGCAAACAGAAUUACACCACUGAACUGGUGAAAUGUAGUUUUUUUUUUUUUUUUUUUUUUUUUUAAGUAUAUUUUUUUGGCCUUUUAUGCCUUCGAUUUACAGGACAGUAGAGAAUGGCAAUCGAACCCAGGUCGCCGGCGUAUGGUGCAGGUGCCCCAGCCAGCCGCGCCACGGCUGGGGCCAAUGAAAUGUAGUUUUAAAAGGCCUAAAAGCUUUACAGCUAUUUCCUGUGAAGAGGUUGACUGAGGAGAAUGCCUAAUGUUGUUAAUAGAAUAAUAAGAUUUGUAUAUUUGUUUUGAUCUAAUAUCAAUACUGUGCUAUAAAGUUAUCACUCAGUAAUGUC
This is a messenger RNA of Alosa sapidissima (American shad), 1267 nucleotides long. It is a transcript of the gene borcs5, whose product is annotated as BLOC-1 related complex subunit 5. The record is from RefSeq and is a predicted model, not a curated record. Lineage: Eukaryota; Metazoa; Chordata; Actinopteri; Clupeiformes; Clupeidae. Gene Ontology annotation, cellular component: cytoplasmic side of lysosomal membrane; BORC complex; synaptic vesicle membrane. The transcript has 5 exons. Gene Ontology annotation, biological process: lysosome localization; positive regulation of anterograde synaptic vesicle transport; organelle transport along microtubule. Bases 236 to 835 code for a protein of 199 amino acids.